AAUAAAGUUUUCCUUGUGCAGAGCGUGCGCGCGCGGUGCUCCCUGGGUAGGUCACAGUGUCCAGGACUCCAUGUGUUGCCGCCGGUGAGAGGGAUAAGUGACCCGUCGGAGCCCUGACACCCGCACGCUCCGCCGCUAUGUUUGCUCGUCACGCCCGCUGCUGCUGGAGAGUGCGGAAAGUCGCCUCCUCCCUGAGCAGGUUAGAGGUAUCUGUAGUUAGGAAUUUACAGACCUCCAGCACACUUAGAAAUGAACCUUUGGCUACUCCGGCUUUAGACAAUGGACACAAAGAAUAUCCCCCCAAAAUCCACCAACUGGUAGACCAAAUAGCAAGUCUAACUCUUCUGGAAGUGUCUGACCUGAAUGAACUACUUAAGAAAACCCUGAACAUUCAGGAUGUUGGUAUGAUGCCAAUGGGCGCCGCGAUGCCAGGAGCGGUUGGCUCUGCUGUAUCUGCACAGGCCGUAGAAGAGGAGGAAGUGCCGGUGAAGAAAGAGAAAUCGCACUUCACUGUAAAACUGACAGAAUUUACCUCUGAAGACAAAGUGAAGCUCAUCAAAGAAGUGAAGAACUGCAUCCAGGGGCUGAACCUGGUGCAGGCCAAGAAGAUGGUAGAGUCGCUUCCCCAAGAGAUCAAGGUGAAUGUUGCCAAGGAAGAAGCUGAGAAGAUAAAGGCCUUACUGGAAGCUGCUGGGGGAAAGGUUGUGCUUGAGUGAAGCAUCCAGACUCUCUUUAGGACAAUUCAUUUGAGCAACUGUUUGGGAUCUAUUUUCCAAGCCUCAACUCCAAAGGCAAAAGAAGAGCAGGCCGAGGAAACAGACAGCAUGUGUGUUCUUGUAUCCGUUACUUGGAUUUACAGGAGAGCUGCUGAAGGGUCUUCAAUCAAGAUGUCUAAUGGGAACACAUCCACUGUAUAAGGGUCGGGUGGGGGUAAUGUGUUUUCUUCCCUCCAUGAACCUCUUGGCCUUUAAAGCACUUCACCUUGUAAUCAAUUGUUUAAUGUCUCAUCUAAUUUUUGUUUUUCUACAUUAAACUCUUACCCUGAGGCUGCUCCCUUCCCCCCCCCCCCUGUGCUUUGGCUUCUAUCAAUAUAUAAAUAGAUCAUUACACUUGUGUAAUGUAUGCUAUGGAUCACUAUUGAAAUAAUUAACUCCACCUGUGUUUCUAUUAAAAUGUGUCCGCAAGUAAUGAGUA
Pseudophryne corroboree (corroboree frog) is the source of this 1194-nucleotide messenger RNA. It is a transcript of the gene MRPL12, whose product is annotated as mitochondrial ribosomal protein L12. The record is from RefSeq and is a predicted model, not a curated record. Gene Ontology annotation, biological process: translation. Lineage: Eukaryota; Metazoa; Chordata; Amphibia; Anura; Myobatrachidae. The transcript has 5 exons. Gene Ontology annotation, cellular component: ribosome; mitochondrial large ribosomal subunit. The coding region runs from base 138 to 716 and encodes 192 amino acids. Gene Ontology annotation, molecular function: structural constituent of ribosome; mRNA binding.